AUGGCCGCAGCAACACUGGGCGGCGUGACGGCCAAGCACAGGGAUAAGAGAUAUAUUUACAUCAACCCAGAUGUAAACAUGAGACUGGGUUUCCUCAUCAACUUGCCAGUGUCGUUGGCCAUCCCAACACUGGCACCUGUGAACGGACGCUCCUUCGACCUCAGCAACACCAUUCAGAGCGAGGUGUUCCCAGAGGACCUCGCCUGGGAGCCGGCCUACGAGCAAGCCUUAAGUCGGCUCACAACUUACUUUGCUCAUCUCGAGUUGCCAACGUUGUCGUGCCAGGAGCGAUUCAUAUGUGAGGUGACUGCUGACCCGGAGAGUCUCUUUCCCAUCAGCCAGAUCUUCAUGAAGGAACUUAAGCUUCUGAACGGUCCUGUGGACACUACUGAACGGUCUCUAAUGUGGCGGUACAUGAUGGCGGCACGUGAGGGCUUUACUGCUCCGGUUGACAAGUGUGCUCUGUCCUUCCCCAGCUGUCCGCUGUCGGCCCAGCGAGUUCUCAACAUGCCCGUUCUCAGAGUCUGGCAGUAUGUUUUCCCCAAACUGGAUAUAAAACCACUUUAAAACCUAUUAUCGGAAACUAAUGCAAACUGUGCAGUCUUCUGCUCCAGUUCUCCUUUGGCUGUCUAGCCGGUUCUCAACACCAGUUAGUCAACACAUUUUCAGAAAAUUUCAUUUAGAACCAUUUAAAGGUGAUAACUUUAAACAAAUUAAUUAUUAAACAAAUUAUUCAAACUGUUAAAGAAGCGUAGAGUACUAGUGAGCAAAGGUCUUAUGUAAACUAAUGACAGUCAACAGUGAACAUUAAAUUUAUAUCAGUGAUGUGAUUAUGUAAUAAAAACAUAAAAAUGAGAUUUUACUACUUGUACUACUCUAGUCAUUAUUGUCAUUCCGAAAGUAAUUUCAAGCACUGAAAAAUUGCAUUGGUCUGACAUAUUGGGUAAACAUGGUUCGAUAGGAUUCCUUACACAAGUUUCAAAAAGCCGUUCUUAUGUUGGCCAACCUGGCAUAUGCCGCUGAUGUUAUCCUCUUGAUGUAGGCUUCGGGGGACUGGUCUGACGUGGCCUGCUCCCUACACCUAUCUUCAUUACAUUACAUUUGCUGGGGUUAAACUCUAACAGCAAGUUGUUAGACCAUUCCUGCAGC
Molecule: messenger RNA, 1149 nt
Organism: Procambarus clarkii (red swamp crayfish)
Lineage: Eukaryota; Metazoa; Arthropoda; Malacostraca; Decapoda; Cambaridae
Source: RefSeq, a predicted model, not a curated record